AUGAAGGUAUCUCAUAAAUUUAGAGAAGGGAUUGGACGAGGUGGUGGUGGUAUUGUGUACAAAGGCAUACUGCCUGACACCCGAGAGGUAGCAAUUAAACGACUAAAUGAGGUUGGCCAGGGAGAAGCAGAAUUUCUAGCAGAAAUGAACAUAAUUGGGAAGAUAAAUCAUAUAAACUUGAUAGAAACCUAUGGAUAUUAUGCUGAGGGAAAGCAUAGGAUCUUGAUCUAUGAGUUAAUGCAGAGUGGCUCAUUAGCUAAGAACUUAAGUGCAAAUCAGCUUGAUUGGCGGAAGAGGUUUGAAAUUGCAAUAGGUGUGGCCAAAGGGUUAGCUUAUCUACAUGAAGAAUGCUUGGAGUGGGUUUUGUACUGUGAUGUUAAACCACAAAACGUAUUGUUGGAUGCUGAUUACAAUCCAAAAAUGGCAUAUUUUGGCUUGUCCAAGCUAUUCAACAAAGGUGCAACAGAAAAUUUCAUAUUUUCGAAGAUACGAGGUACUAGAGGGUAUAUGGCUCCAAAAUAG
Cynara cardunculus var. scolymus (artichoke) is the source of this 522-nucleotide messenger RNA. RefSeq names its product putative receptor protein kinase ZmPK1. Lineage: Eukaryota; Viridiplantae; Streptophyta; Magnoliopsida; Asterales; Asteraceae. The record is from RefSeq and is a predicted model, not a curated record. The transcript has a single exon. Gene Ontology annotation, molecular function: ATP binding; protein kinase activity. Gene Ontology annotation, biological process: protein phosphorylation. The coding region runs from base 1 to 522 and encodes 173 amino acids.